GAUCCUUGGCACCUGCUCCUGCCAGCCCAUCAUGUUGUGCUCCUGGCGUGUCAAGCUGAAGCUGCUGCUCGCUACCAUCACCCUCGCCGUCCUCCUCUCCUGGCUCUACCUCUUUGUGGGCAGCCUUGAAUAUGGCCGCUUUCUCUUGCUGCCGCCAUGCCUGGGUGAGCAGCCGAGUCGGGAUGUGGAGCGGGAGGCACUGGCCUCACAGGUGCGCCGGGUGGAGGAGGAGAACCAGCAGCUCCGCAUGCAGCUCGGCCAGGUGCAGGUGGAGGGCAGCGAUGGCAUCCCACAGUGGGCAGCCUCUGCUGAGGAUGGGUCCCCCCCUGGGGGUGAGAGGAACAACCGCACGGCCUGCCUCAAGCAGCGGAUGGUGCACAAGUGUGAGCUCCUGCACGUUGCAAUUGUGUGUGCUGGACACAACGCCAGCCGGGAUGUGGUCACCCUGGUGAAAUCCAUCCUCUUCCACAGGAAAAACCCCCUUCACUUUCACUUCAUCACGGAUUCGGUGGCCCACCAGAUCCUCCAGACGCUUUUCCAGUCCUGGAUGGUGCCUUCCAUCCACGUCAGUUUCUACAACGCCGAUGACUUGAAGCCAGAGGUGUCGUGGAUCCCCAACAAGCACUACUCUGGCAUCUACGGGCUGAUGAAGCUGACGCUCACCAAGGCACUGCCCUCCAACCUCUCCAAGGUCAUCGUCUUAGACACCGACAUCACCUUCGCCACCGACAUUGCUGAGCUCUGGGCUGUCUUCGGGAAGUUCUCUGAAAAGCAGGUGAUUGGGCUGGUGGAGAACCAAAGUGACUGGUAUUUGGGCAACCUCUGGAAGAACCACAAACCAUGGCCAGCACUGGGACGUGGCUUCAAUACAGGGGUGAUCCUGCUCUUGCUGGACCGCCUGCGUCGCCUGGGCUGGGAGCAGAUGUGGCGGCUGACAGCAGAGCGGGAGCUCAUGAGCAUGCUCUCCACUUCGCUGGCUGAUCAGGACAUCUUUAAUGCAGUGAUCAAGCAGAACCCAGCCCUGGUGUAUCGGCUCCCCUGCUUCUGGAAUGUGCAGCUCUCGGAUCACACCCGCUCAGAGCUGUGCUACACCGAGGUCUCGGAUCUCAAGGUAAUCCACUGGAACUCACCCAAGAAGCUGCGGGUGAAGAACAAGCACGUGGAGUUCUUCCGCAACCUCUACCUGACCUUCCUGGAGUACGAUGGGAACCUGCUGCGCAGGGAGCUCUUUGGCUGUGCCAGUCUCCCCAGCCCACCCAGCGACCAGCUGCAGCAGGCACUCGAGGAGCUGGACGAGGAUGAUCCCUGCUAUGAUUUCCGCCGGCAGCACCUCACGCAGCACCGCGUCCACCUGUUCUUCCUGCAGUAUGAGUUCCUGGCCCUUCCCAACCCCACCGAUGUCACCCUUGUGGCCCAGCUCUCCAUGGACAGGCUGCAGAUGUUGGAGGCCAUCUGCAAACACUGGGCCGGCCCCAUCAGCCUGGCGCUGUACAUGUCAGAUGCGGAGGCCCAGCAGUUCCUGCGCUACGCUCAGGCCUCGGAGGUGCUGAGCGCCCGCCGCAACGUCGCCUACCACAUCGUCUACAAGGAGGGGCAGUUCUACCCCAUCAACCUCCUGCGCAACGUGGCCUUGGCAAACACACAGACCCCAUAUGUCUUUCUGACUGACAUUGACUUCCUGCCAAUGUAUGGCCUCUAUGAUUACCUCAGGAACUCCAUCCAGCAGCUGGAGUUGCCUCACAGGAAGGCAGCUCUCAUUGUGCCGGCGUUUGAGACCCUGCACUACCGCCUGACCUUCCCCAAAUCCAAAGCAGAACUGCUCUCCAUGCUGGACAUGGGCUCCCUAUACACCUUCAGGUACCACGUGUGGCCAAAAGGCCAUGCCCCAACUGACUAUGCCAAGUGGCGAACAGCCACUGUACCGUACCGUGUGGCGUGGCAGCCAGACUUCGAGCCUUACGUUGUAGUGAGGCGGGACUGCCCCAAGUAUGAUCAGCGGUUCGUGGGCUUCGGCUGGAACAAGGUGUCCCACAUCAUGGAGCUGGAUGCGCAGGAGUACGAGCUGCUGGUACUGCCCAAUGCCUUCAUGAUCCACAUGCCCCACGCUCCCAGCUUCGACAUCUCCAAGUUUCGGCUGAGCGCAGGGUACCGGGGCUGCCUGCAAACGCUGCGGGAGGAAUUCCACCAGGACCUGUCGCGGAGAUACGGGGCUGCCGCACUCAAAUACCUCACUGCCGAGAGGAACCUAUGACGCCUGGGGACAGUGGGGGCAUGCUGCUGGUAGCAGGCUGAGAAGGGAGGCUGCAGGGCCUCCUCCUGCCCCAGCUCACCUCGUAGCCUUGCCCAAGGGAUCUGACUUGUGAUGGGAUGUCUGUAGAUAAGAGGGAGGAUGCCAACUGUGAGUUCAGGUGGCGACUGUGGGUUGAGUUGCUGCAAUGUGGCCCAGGGUUUGUCCAGAGCAUUCCUGUGUUACAGGGAAGCUUCCACUGUGCCGGGGGAGUGGUCCUCCUGUCCCUUGUUCUAGCAGAUAUCGAUUCACAGCCUUUGUUAGCUCACCUCAGCCUGGGGCCUGGCCUCAAGAGGCCCUAGAGCUGCAGUUUUCCCCGCUCUGCUCCUCUCUGCAGUUCCAUCUUGCAAUCCUCUGCACAUCCCUGGGGCCUCGGGGAGCUGGAGAUGGCUGUGUGGACCAUCCUCUUGCAUCAUUUGUGGAACAAAGCCUCACAAGAGGCUUUCUGAUGCUCUAGGAGCUGAGGCCAGAGAUCACCGGGAGCUGUGGGGUCCUGGCUUAAGCCUGGACCGAGGCUAGAAGGGUGAGGUUUCCUCCCCAUCCACCUGGAUGUAGAGCCUUCUCUGGGGUGGCCCAGCUGGUGCUUGGUGCAGUCCUUCUGCCAUUGCGGUGGGUGGGACAGAUUCACAGGGGCUCUGUGCUCCUAUGGAAGAAUUGAUGGCAGGGACCCCCAGUGCCUCCUCAGCUCCUGGCGGUGCCGGGGCUGCCACCGACAAUCAGGGAUGGGGCUGACCCCAGGGAGGCUGAAGCUGAGCACAGUGGUCCCUGCAGUGGGUGGAAGCAGCCUGGCUGGCUCUGCUCUGCAGCUGUCACACACUGGAGCACGGAGGAUGCGUUGCUUUCCUCAUGCUAUUUAAAUUAUUUAUACUUUCCUCCUAAGAAUUGGGUGGUUAGGGUGUCAUGGGUGGUUUGGUUUUUGUUUUGUUUUUAAGCCUUCCUUGCACCUGGAUGAUUUUGCUGCUGUCACUGGAGCAGCUCCAGGCCCGGGGCUGCUGCAAACCUCUGCUGUUCUCUUCUUAGCAUUAUUCUGGUCUGCAAGAGCUGUGCAGGUGUGAGGAUUUCCGUCCGUGGUGGGAAGGGCCAGGAGGAGCCGUGCAAAUCGCCUUGUCUGGGAAGGGUACAAGCACCUCUCGCUUCUUCUCUCUUUUUAAUUUAAUUUUUAAAUUAAAGCUUUUUUAUUCUUUUUCAUA
Messenger RNA from Coturnix japonica (Japanese quail), 3477 nucleotides. The record is from RefSeq and is a predicted model, not a curated record. Lineage: Eukaryota; Metazoa; Chordata; Aves; Galliformes; Phasianidae.